This is a messenger RNA of Coffea eugenioides, 2541 nucleotides long. RefSeq names its product C-terminal binding protein AN. The coding region runs from base 276 to 2225 and encodes 649 amino acids. Gene Ontology annotation, molecular function: NAD binding. The transcript is spliced from 7 exons. The record is from RefSeq and is a predicted model, not a curated record. Gene Ontology annotation, biological process: microtubule cytoskeleton organization. NCBI's taxonomy places the organism in Eukaryota, Viridiplantae, Streptophyta, Magnoliopsida, Gentianales, Rubiaceae.
CACGGGCAGGAGCUGUGAGACCCUCGCCAGAAGAAGACUAGGGGUCACCAGUCAGUCCCUCCCUCUCUCACUCACUCUCUCUCACACACACACACACACACACACUAAAAAAAGGAAAGAAAAAAAAAAAACUUCCAUUCCAUGGCAGUCGGAUUCCACCAGUAAAGCAGUGCAGUGGUAAAGCACGGCGGCUGUUACUAGUGCUGCUGGUUUUAGGUUUUAGAGAAGAAGAACACACAGUCACACAGUGACGGACAAUCCUCAAAUUAAAAAGGAUGAGUGGGAAGAAAGAGAGGUCUUCAACUUCAACCUCCAGAUCUCCCCCCACAAUGUCUCACCAUUCCAGUCCUCCACAACCUCACCCUUUGCCUCUCGUCGUCACUCUCAACUGCAUCGAGGACACGACCCUAGAAUCCGACUGCUUAGCUGGCGUCGCCUCCGUCGAGCACGUUUCUCUCAGCCGUCUCGCCGACGCCCGGAUCGAGUCUGCCGCCGCCGUUCUCCUCCAUUCCCUCGCCUUCCUCCCUCGCGCCGCCCAGCGCCGUCUUCGCCCCUGGCAGCUCAUCCUCUGCCUCGGCUCCUCCGACCGCUCUGUCGACUCCGCCCUCGCUGCUGAUCUCGGCCUUAAUCGGCUCUUCCACGUCGAUGUCAGCCGCGCCGAGGAGGUCGCCGAUACUGUUAUGGCCCUCUUCCUUGGCUUGCUUCGCCGGACGCACCUGCUCUCCAGGCAUGCGUUGUCAGCUUCUGGCUGGCUUGGCUCCGUUCAGCCGCUUUGUCGUGGAAUGCGCCGAUGUCGCGGGUUAGUGUUGGGGAUCGUCGGGAGAUCUGCCUCGGCUAGAUCCUUGGCUACUCGGAGCUUGGCUUUCAGGAUGAGCGUGCUCUACUUUGAUGUUGAUGAGGGAAACGGGAAAUUAAGUAGAUCCUUGAAUUUCCCUUCUGCUGCCAGGAGAAUGGAUACUCUUAACGAUUUACUGGCUGCAAGUGACCUAAUAUCACUACACUGUGCAUUGACAAAUGAAACAAUUCAGAUUAUUAAUGCAGAUUGUCUGCAGCACAUUAAACCCGGGGCAUUUCUUGUGAAUACAGGUAGUAGCCAGCUGUUAGAUGAUUGUGCUGUGAAGCAGCUCUUGAUCGAUGGCACCCUCGCAGGCUGUGCUCUUGAUGGUGCUGAUGGGCCACAAUGGAUGGAAGCAUGGGUACGCGAGAUGCCAAAUGUGUUGAUACUCCCUCGUAGUGCUGAUUAUAGUGAAGAAGUCUGGAUGGAGAUAAGGGAGAAGGCCAUUUCCAUACUGCAGUCUCUUUUUGUUGAUGGAAUCAACCCAAGAGAUUCUGUAUCUGAUGAAGAAGAAUUAGAAAAUGAGGUAGGCCAUGACCGGGUUGAGACACAGGACAGCGAAAGUGCGCUACAGAGUUCAGUUUGUGAGCAGCUAACUUCAGACAUUCACUUAAAUGCUGAGAGCUCUCAGAAAAAGGCUUCAAAUCCAUCAAAGGAAUCUUCUGGCCAGCAUCAAGGUCCCGUUUCGUCACAAGGUACCUCAAGUAGAACUGAAGCAAAACGAAGUAGAUCAAGCAAGAAGACUAAAAGGAGGCAUGCCCGCCAAAAAUCACAGCACAAAAUAGAAGAACAUAUGACACAUGAAAGAGAGAGCACUUCACAUCAUGAAGAUGAUACAGCAAUGAGUGGUACAGAUCAAGUGUUGAGUUCUAAUUCACGUUUUGCUUCUCCUGAAGACUCGAGGAGUAGAAAAACAGCUAUUGAAUCAAUACAGGAAUCAUCUGCUGAGCAGCUAUUAAAAGCAAGCAGGGAAUUCACUAAGAAAUCUAGUGAACUGCUGAAAGAUGGUUUUGUUGUUGCAUUACGCCCAAGAGAUCAACAUGCACUUUAUGUCUCCCGGCAACGAGUUCAAGGUGGUGCUUGGUUCCUUGACACUGUGCCCAAUGUGGCAAAAAGAGAUCCUGCAGCUCAGUUUCUUGUGGAUUUCAGAAGCAAGGAUGCAAUUGGUCUGAGGUCAUUCACUGCUGGAGGCAAGUUGUUGCAGAUAAAUAGGAAAAUGGAGUUUGUAUUUGCCAGUCACAGCUUUGAUGUGUGGGAGAGCUGGACGUUUGAAGGUUCAUUGGAGGAAUGUAGGCUGGUAAAUUGCAGAAAUCCAUUGGCUGUUUUGGAUGUACAUAUUGAAAUUCUUGCGGCUGUAGGAGAAGAUGGUAUCACACGGUGGCUAGAUUAGGUGGUGAAAUGGGAAUGUUAAGCACUCUUCAAACACAAGAUAAUUUCUUUGUACCACAUUUUGUGACGCUUCUGAAGUGCUUGCGAGUUGUAAAGCAUUCAAUUUUUACACUUAGAUCAGAGUUGCAAGGGUUUGUACCGUAUGGUUAGUGAGCUUGAAAAUGGAAAAUGUUGUUCAUUAGGAAAUGUCCAUUGUUCACCAAAAAUUCUGGUAUUUAUUGCUGUAUUGGUGCCCAGACUGUUGCACGAGCACUUCCUUUUUGAAGUGUGAACUUGAGCUGAGGUGGAAUUUGGUGGCAUGUGCUGUUUUUGCUGUA